CGAAAAGCAGCAACAGUAGAAGCAAGUCGAUUGUCUGUGUUGUGUAGGAUGCGCGCGCUUUAGAAUUUCAUAGUUGGUUCAGUAAUGUUUAGCAAUUGAUGCAGUUUCUAGCUCUGAUCCUUAGCGCCGAGGCGAUGAUUAUGAAUAUGAGAUAGAUUUUUAAUAUCAGAUUAUAAUUUUCUACCGGGAUUAUGCUUUAUGUGAAUGUUUUUAAGUUCCUGUUUGUGGUGUAGUGUAUUCUACUGUUAACCGCGUCAAAAUAUGUGUGUAAAGUGAAUUAUUUUUAUGAUUUAAAGACAUGUACUGACAUUCAGGAUGCAGUCAAAUAAGUCUAUCUCGGAUAUUGAAGAUUGCAUUCGGGAUCUGCAAAGAUGCUUCUCUGCCGAAGAUACUUUAAUUGAUCAUAAACUUGCAGCACUUCUUCGUUUCGAAGAGAAACUAGAUUUAGUGCUACAAUAUGGAUUAAAAGAAAAGCCGGGUCUUCUCGGUCUGAGGAAGUCAUUUUGGGAUUAUGUAUGCACUUGUUUUUCUGUGUCUAAGAGAGCACAUGAUGGUAUUCAGCAUGUGAAAGCUAUGCCAGAGUUGAAAACUUCUUUGGGGAAAGGACGGGCAUUUGUUAGAUUUUGUGUAAUGCAGAGAUGUCUUGCUGAUACGCUGCAAAGUUGUUUCAUAGAUCAUAAAAUCACUAGAGAGUUUUAUUAUAAUAAAUCUAUCCCGGCUCAGACAAAGCUUUGGUCACCAUUAAUCAAAUCUCUGUAUGAUUUGAAUGAACUUAACUUUGAUAUCAUACCUCAGAAUUCAGAAUUUGAUCUCCCUUCAUUUGCCCGGAAACCAUUUCUUUCUUCAGAAGAUCAUAUAAUGCCAAACAGAAAACUCAGUUCUUCCUCUCUUUCUUCUGAGCUGCCUCGUGAGUCAUCAGUUAAUGACUUUAAGAAAGACCAAGACAGAAGUUCUGAAACAUGUGAUGCUACUUCACAGGUUGAAAUAGAAAUGAAAAGGCUUUCAAAAUUAAAUGAUGAACUUGUGGAACAAAACCAGUCUUUAAAACGAGAAAUGCAUAUACUUUCAAGAGAAAAUUCGAAAUUGGAAGAUGAUGUUCAAAAUUUAAAGUUAAAAUGUCAGUUUCUACAAAAUGAGUUAAGUGCUGCUGUGAAUGAGGGUUAUGAGCAUAUUUCAGAGGUUCAGUUUGUCAAGCAAACUAUUCCUGAAGCUGUGGAAGAGGAUGUGUGUACAGUAUUCCAUAGUGAUAGUCCUUCUUCUACAAAUUGCUGUACUUUAGAUGAGUUAGAAAGACCUCAUUUUUAUGACAAAAAGAGCGUUUGUGAGUUAGUAUCUCACAGUUGUCUAGAAGGUAAAAUUACAUCUUUGCAGGAUCAGAAUAGUGAAACAGAACAAAAAUCUGCCAUCUGCUGUUAUUCUAGCUGUAGAUGUUUGGAACAUAUAGAUCACAGAUCAUUUCAAAUGCAUAAGGAAAAUAAUUUUGUUUCGUCAGUCGUUCCAAAGGCAGGUGAUGCUGAGUCAGAUCUAGGUGUUUCAUCUUUACUUCCUACUGAGAGAUCAGAUGUUGAUUCUGAAACACUAUUGAAGUAUAAAAUUGACUCUUUUGACACUUUUAAAAAUGAAAAAGAUACUUGUCAGUCAGCAGAUUCAAAGGUGAAUAGCUUAUUAAUGGAAAUGAAAGCAUUUGUUGACACUCUCAUAAAUCUUUUAGAGACAUGUGAUAAAACAACUACUGUCUCUCACCUUUCACACUUAAAAACUAAGAGAGAUUCUCUGGAAACUCAAUUUUCAACUGCAUUUCAAAGAUUUAAAGAAUAUGAAGAUAAAAACAUUUUUAUUGAGAAGUAUACACAUUGUAUCACAAAUCUGGCCAUGAAACAAGAUAAUAUAAUAAAUUCCUUACAAGAAAGAGUCAGUUCUGCAAUGAAGGGAAAUACAAAUUUGUAUUCCACAAUAUGUGCAUUAAAAGAUUUGUUGCAUUCUUAUGGUUUCCUAAGAAUUAUUGAUGCAAAAAGUGCUAAAUUUCAAAACCAAAGUCUAUCAUUUAGUGUUCCUCCUUCACACCAUCCUGAAUCUGUAGUGAAUAGUAUAAUCUGUGAUAAUGUAGAUUUUGACUUUGCAUCAAAUGACUCUGAAGUAUCAGUAUUGCAAAUUUUUAAAACAACUUUGUCAAAAUUAACUGAUCUGAGUACUCAAGUUAUGGAACUACAGUUAGGAUUAGAUUCAACUCAGGAGUUGAAUAAUAAUUUGAUAUGUAGGGUAAAAGACCAGGAAGUGCAUCUAAAAGGGAUUACAAAAGAGCUCGAAGAAGCUCAGCAUCUUGUGUCUAUGAUGAAAGAGCAGCAUCAAAAAUUGCAGUCAUCUGAAGGAUUUCUGAAAUAUGAUCUACAAGAAAAAAGGAAAUUAUUAACGAGGUUGAAACAUCAGUUAGAAACUACUAGAGAGGACUGGAAUCGUGUGAGAUUAAAAAACUCAGAAUCUGAAGCAGAAUGGCAAAGCUUAAGAAAAGAAUUUGUUGAGAGACACAAGCAGUCAAGUGAAGAAAGUGGGUUUGUUGAUGACAGAGGAACUGAUGAGCACAAUAAUGAUGUAAGUAAUUCUGUUCCUGAAUGCAGCAUUUCAGAUACUCAGUGUAGCCAAAAUAAUUCUGAUGAUGAAAGUAAAGUUUCAGGUACUGAACCCGUAAAAAAGAGCCGAUUGGAAAUAUUAGAAGAAGAGUGCCAACGCCUUUAUUCUAGUCUUUUGCAGGGCUCUAAAAGAAGGCAAGAUAUUGACAGCCGGCUUGAGUCUAUGUGUAAAGCAGUUAGUAAGCUUUCAACAGAUGAAACUGAUCGAAAUGAAAGCUUAUCUGAUAUUCUUCCUGAUGCGAGUCAGAGUGAAGAAAUUUUAAUAGAUAAUACUAGUGAAGAAAAUUGCAAUGAUUAUGCUAGUAAUGACCAUUCAUCUUCUGAAAUUGGAAGCUUAAAUUCUGACUGCAGUUCCUGUGUGCCUGUGACAAACACAGCAGCAGUUUCAACAGAGGCCUGUUCUUCAUUUGACUUUUCUGCAGGAACUAUCUGUAGCCCUUUCAUUCCAAGUGACCUUUCUGUAGUAUCUGAAUGUCAAUCUAAGGAAUCUUAUGAAAGUGAUAUUCCAGUAUGUGUACCUGAAUCCUCUUCACUAGGACCGCACGAUUCUGGUUAUGAAGACCUGAUUGAACCUAGUCAGUUAUUAGAGAUUGUUAAUGAAAAUAGUGAGAUAAAAUGCACAACUUUGUCCCAAGUAGAUUCUCUUUUGAUCAAGAAAAAAGAUUUAGAAGAAAGCUUGAAAUGCAUGGAAUUGCAGAAGGAAACAUUUUCUGGUGGAAAUAGGGAAGACCUUACUGCAUGCAUUGAAACUCUUCGGGAUGAGAAAAAAAUUCUGCAGAACAAAGUUCAAGAAUUGGAAAAGAAAACACUAAUUAUCAGUACAGAAUUAGAUCAAACUACUCAUCAACUGAUUCUAAGCAAAGCUGCUAAAGAGCAUGAAGUUGCAGCCUUACAGUUUCAACUUAAUACUGAAGCUUUAAAGUAUGAAAGAGCUUUAAAGCAAUUCAGUAACCAAAAUGAUGGGCUAGAAAGUAUGAAGCAGAAGAUUAAUGAUCAAGAACAGCUUAUAAUUUCAUUAGAGGAAGCUUUAACGGAAAUAAAGCUUGAACGAGAAAAUGAGAAAGAGCAGCAAUGGAAUGAGCUUCAAGAACUUCAUGUUGCUCUAGCAGCACAAGAAGAAGAAUGCUUUUCUUUAAGUGAAGACCUAGAAAAAUGCUUAACCUUUGUUGAAGAUGAAAGAAAGAAAAAUGAUAUUCUGCUGUCUCAGUUUGAAGAAUUCAAGGCAUACAGUCGAAGAGAUAAAAGUGUCUUGGAAGCAGAAUUUAUAAAUUUGCAAAAUGAUUCUAGGCAGCUUCGUAAAAGGCUUAUCAAGCUAUUGAAAGAAAAAGAUGUGUUGUGGAAAAGGAUUGAUCAUUUAUCCCAUUUACAAAAAAUCAAAAUUGAUGAUCGCUGGAUGGAUGAUCGAGAAGCCACAAAUUGUUUAGGAUGCAAUAAUCACUUUUCAUUUUUACUGAGAAAGCACCACUGCCGUCUCUGUGGAAGAAUUUUCUGUCAUUCUUGCUCUAAUAACUGGUUACUAACACCAUCUAGCAGGAAACAAAUACGGACCUGUAAUGAAUGUUUCGUACAACAUGCAGAAAUGAAAAAAGAUUUAAAUAAUAGUAGUGAGGUACUUUGCAUUGGAGAAGGCAGUGAGGAUGAAGCUGUUGAUGAUGUCGACGUCUCAGUAAACCCAAAUAUUAGCAGCACCUUUAAUUCCGGAAUACCUUCAGAUAUUGCAAAUAGCAAUAUUUCACUUCCUGUAAAAGAAAUUGCAACUUUUAAGCGAAGUACAUGCAUAUCUCGUUUUGCCAGUGCUCCAGAUCUGCUAUCAGUUUUUAAAUAUGAAGAGAAUUUAUUAAACAUGUACUUGCUUCCUAAACCUGUCAAUAUUUCAGCAAAUUCUAGUGAGAGGUCAAUGAAUUUAAAAGCAAAAGAAAUUCCAUAUGUCAGAUUGGAAAGGAAAGAUUCUACUGUAUCAACAGAGAAGCCAAAUAAUAUUUGCUGUGAGAAAAAUGAGAAUGGGCAAAAUAAUGAAUUGUUGUAUGAAGAGAAUCUUUUAAAUGAUACUAUUUUGGUAGAAGACAUUAUAGCAUCUGAAUAUGGUAUAAAAGGGAAAUUAUUAAUUGGUGCUUGUGAGAAAUCAGUUAUUCCCAUCUUAUGUGAGAGAUGUCCAAUUGAACUACAGUGGUCUAUUUCAUCCGAUUCUGGGGUAGUUUUCAUAUCACUUGUACAUGAAGUUGAAAACUCAGAUGCUACGCCUACUGUACUAUUUUCUAGUGAAAAUGAAACAAAAAGUAGGAUGCAGUUGUCUCUUCCAGGUUUAUAUUCCUUUUAUUUGGAUAAUACAUCUAGAAUGAAUUCAGUGAUGAUACAUUAUACCUUUAUAGCCAAAUAUGCAGAUACAUGUGAUUAAUUACUUCCAGGUGUUUUGGUUCAUAUUUAGUUGUGAAACAUCAUAAUUCAUUCACUGUAUUGUAAUACUAGUCUAUUUUAUAUGACUUUUGUAUUUAGUGGUUUCAUUUGUAUUUAUGUAUUUACACAGAUAAAAAAGUGCCUUUCAAAUCUGUAUAUAAGUUAAUAAAUUUUUUUUUAUUUAUAUUAUA
This is a messenger RNA of Stegodyphus dumicola, 5212 nucleotides long. RefSeq lists its product as uncharacterized. Lineage: Eukaryota; Metazoa; Arthropoda; Arachnida; Araneae; Eresidae. Gene Ontology annotation, biological process: positive regulation of autophagosome maturation; plus-end-directed vesicle transport along microtubule. Gene Ontology annotation, molecular function: metal ion binding. The record is from RefSeq and is a predicted model, not a curated record. Gene Ontology annotation, cellular component: lysosome; late endosome; autophagosome.